Molecule: messenger RNA, 693 nt
Organism: Indicator indicator
Lineage: Eukaryota; Metazoa; Chordata; Aves; Piciformes; Indicatoridae
Product: keratin, type I cytoskeletal 9-like
Exons: 2
Coding region: 1-693 (230 amino acids)
Source: RefSeq, a predicted model, not a curated record
AUGGGCUUCAAGCUCUACCGCUGGCUCCGCGGGAGGUGUGCCCGGAGGGGCUACAGCAACGAGAUCUCGGUGCGCCACCGCGGCUUCUGCUCGGGCAGAGGCACCUUCUCGGGCCGCCGGGGGCACGGCUCCCUCUUCUGUGACGGGGAGACCUCCAUCACCUACAGCCGGAGACCCUCCUGCCUCCAGCCCGCUCCAGCAUGCCCCAGCCGCAGCCUGCCGGGGGGGUACCCCUGCGGCAGCGAUGGCUCUGUUGUCAUCAGCGGCGGUGACACUGGGGGCACAUCGGGCUGGGGCAUCACCGUGGGCACAACCCCGGUUUAUGGCUCCGGGUAUGGCAGUGAGGACUCAGGGACAACCAUCGUGGGCAGCUCGGGGGGUGGUGCAGGAUCCAGCUGCUACAGUGGGAGCUCUGCCGUGGGAGGAGGGCAUGGCUACAGCUAUGGCUAUGACUAUGGCUACGAGGAGUCACCAAGGGAAAGGGUCUCCACAACGCGGGGUGGCAGUGGUGGCCCAGGCUACUACGGUGGAGGAUCAGGAUAUGGCCUCGGGGCAGGCUCAGGUCCAGAGUUCAGCCCUGCAGGAGCUGGGUCCUGCCAGGCCAUGCAGCAGAAGUGUCCUGUGGUGGUUCCUAGCAUCAAGUCCCAACAGACCAAACAGAGCAGCCAGUGGCCCCCCAGCCAGAAGAAGUGA